Molecule: messenger RNA, 318 nt
Organism: Sporothrix brasiliensis 5110
Lineage: Eukaryota; Fungi; Ascomycota; Sordariomycetes; Ophiostomatales; Ophiostomataceae
Product: transcription elongation factor B, polypeptide 1
Exons: 2
Coding region: 1-318 (105 amino acids)
Biological process (GO): ubiquitin-dependent protein catabolic process
Cellular component (GO): elongin complex
Molecular function (GO): protein-macromolecule adaptor activity
Source: RefSeq, a predicted model, not a curated record
AUGGCGAGCGAAUACGUAACCCUCGUCUCUGCCGAGGGCUUCGAGUUCGUCGUUCUGCGUGCAGCUACCGAUGUGAGCCCCAUGAUCAAGCGGAUGCUGGACCCAAAGAGUCCGUUUGCUGAGGCCAGGUCUGGUCGGUGCACAUUUCCUGAGAUCAGUACUCCCAUUCUCGAAAAGGUCACCGAGUAUUUCCAGUACUGGUACAAGAACCGCGACAAGGAGGACGUGCCCGACCUUGAUAUUCCAACAGAGAUGUGUCUGGAGCUGUUGAUGGCAGCUGACUACCUCGGCAUGGACAGUGAGUGUUUCCUGGUAUAA